Molecule: messenger RNA, 580 nt
Organism: Aricia agestis (brown argus)
Lineage: Eukaryota; Metazoa; Arthropoda; Insecta; Lepidoptera; Lycaenidae
Gene: RpL22
Product: 60S ribosomal protein L22-like
Exons: 3
Coding region: 105-548 (147 amino acids)
Biological process (GO): cytoplasmic translation
Cellular component (GO): ribosome
Molecular function (GO): structural constituent of ribosome; RNA binding
Source: RefSeq, a predicted model, not a curated record
AUUGUAAUUUGUAAUGUCCGGUUGACGCUGUCAUUCAGAAUUAUUGUUCAAUUCGGCCAUUUUGUUGGUUUUUCGGCGACUGUAACACGUGUUCCGUUGCCAAAAUGGCUGUAGCCAAAAAGCCCGUGGCGAAAAAAGCCCAAUUACAUCAAAAGUCUGGUAAGAAGGGAGUGAAGGGUGGCAAAAUUCGUGGUAAAGGCCAGAGAAGGAAAAUUAACCUGAAGUUUACCAUCGACUGCACACACCCAGCAGAAGACAGCAUCCUGGAUGUAGGAAACUUCGAGAAAUACCUGAAAGAGCGUGUCAAGGUGGAAGGCAAAACUAAUAACCUAGGCAAUCACGUUGUUAUCGCAAGGGACAAGACUAAAGUAGCCAUCAGUGCAGACAUUCCCUUCUCAAAGAGGUAUCUGAAAUACCUUACAAAGAGGUACCUCAAGAAGAACAAUCUUCGUGACUGGUUGAGAGUGGUUGCCUCCGCACAUGACUCUUAUGAACUGCGCUACUUCAACAUCAACGCUGACAGCGACAAUGAAGACAAUGAAGAUUAAACAUUCACUUCAAUAAAAUAGUUUAUACACAA